GCCGCUUUACUCAAUCUCCAGCUUUCACUAUCCCUACCAAACGUCGAUUCUCAAUGUCUUUACCUUCUGCAAUUUUUGUGGAUUUCUUGCUUUUUUUGAGCUCAAGUUCUUGAGGGCCUUCUUUAAAUAUUGGUAAGCUAAUAGGGGAUUUUGAGCGUAAAAUUGAGCAAGGAAAGUGGGUUGGUGCGAUGGGGUUGUUUGCUGAGGUUGUGGCUACCAUAAUACUGUUGGUGACAAAGCCAUUUUCACUUUGCAAAUUGAUAGGUGUGUUUUAUGUGAGAACAACUUGGAUUGUUAUUCGAACCUGGAUUGAUUUCAUAAAGGCUGCUGUUUCUUUCCAUGUGAACUUGAUUUUGAAGGCGAUAUUAUGGAUGAUUGGUCUUGUAUCUCUUCCUCUACAAUUCUUGAUGGCUUUCCAAAGGGAGAGACUGCUGGAAAAGCAGCUUCAUGAGUUGCAGUUUGAGUUGGAGACUCUUGUUUGGGACAGGAAAGAGCUUGAGGACCAUCUGCAGACAGCUAUUAAAGAACGCAGGAUAAUGGAAUCAAUACUAAUGGAACUUGAAGAGGAACUUGAAAGUGCCAUUGCCAAAAUUGAACUAUUAGAUGGCGAGUUGCAAGAGUUGAAGGAUGAGAACCUUCGCCUGAAGGAAAUUCAGGGUAAAGCAGCAUGGAGCCUGAAAGGUCAUAAUGAUGCUGACGGUGGCAAAAACAUUGGUAUUGUUGACAACCAAAGCGUUGCCUAUGGUAUUUCAUCCUGGAAAACCAGUUAUAUGAGUGGUGGCAUCACCUUCCAAGACCUGAUGAUAAACAAAGAUGGAUGGGAGAAUAAAACCAAGAGUGAUAAAGAAAUUUUCAAUCUCAUAAAAGCUGACCCUACUUCCAGUGGAUCCAUGGACCCUCAUAUGCACCGUGCUGUUCCUAAAGAUUUAGAAACAAAUGAAGUUCUUGGCCAAAGAAGGGAGGCUGCACUCUCACAGAGUCUUUUUAGUGCAGUUUUAUCACUUUUGGUUGGAAUGAUAAUCUGGGAAGCAGAUGACCCAUGUAUGCCCCUGGUGGUUGCUCUCUUUACUGUUGUUGGCUUGUCACUCAAGAGUGUUGUUCAGUUUUUCUCCACCAUAAAGAACAAACCUGCUUCUGAUGCAGUUGCUCUCUUGAGCUUCAAUUGGUUCAUACUUGGCACACUUACUUAUCCUACAUUGCCAAGGAUUGCCCUUAUGUUGUUUCCACUGUCCUUGAAUCUUUUGGAUCAGAUAGCCAUUUGGUUUGGCCUCUCAUUCAACUAGCUUAUACGUUUUUGUGGUUCUAGGAGUUUAGAUACCUAUGUACAAUAGGCUUGGAACAGGGAGUUUUCUUGUAAUGAAUGUUGUAUGCUAAAGUGUUUCAAUCCCUUUCUGCAUCCUGCAUGCUUCGACACAUAUCUGGUCGUGUGUACUUCUAUGAGUAUCACUUGUUAGAGCAUACAGACAUGGAUAUGUGAAGUAGGGAUAUAAACCAGUGUUCCCUUCAAAGCUAUAAAUAUUUCUCAAUAUU
This is a messenger RNA of Rubroshorea leprosula, 1530 nucleotides long. The record is from the annotation of a GenBank genome assembly. Lineage: Eukaryota; Viridiplantae; Streptophyta; Magnoliopsida; Malvales; Dipterocarpaceae.